ACCUCAUGAUCUGUUUGGUUGCCAAGAAAAGGAUGGAAAAGGAAGCAUUUUGGUUGAAUGUUCCCUUUUUCAGUUUGUUUUGAAGGAAACAUUGGGAUGAGAAUGAAAAAGCGUGGGACAUGGGAUCCCAAAAUCAAGGAUCCAGGAUCACACCAACACAAUGAGACCCCAGUGAGAAAAGAAAAACAAAGGCAUUCUGAGAAAAUUUUAUUGAGCCUCCUCAGAGAGAUAUCAGCUCCCUUUUCAUCCUCUGUCUACACUCCUUCCAAUGGUUGGAUCUUCGGCGGCAUCUCUGGCGAUUUUGAUCGACAGGAUUUGCCCCCUAGGUUCACAUGCAGCGCCAUCUUCGUUUGCUGGUUGGGUUCCUGUUUUAACAAGCAAUGGUGUAUGGGUUUGUCCCUAGCAGUAGUGGUAAAAGAGGAUGUGAUGAACUGCCAUGGUGACAUGGCUGAAAAGAAUGCAACUGGGAAGAUCAUGCUUCUGAAACACUGCAAUUAUUAAGGAGGAAGCUGUUUUAUGUCUGAAUGCUAUUUUAUUUUUAUGGAAUUCACACCAAAUUAGUGCUGCCACGUGGCAAAAUAUCACGCCCAUAUAUGUCAUGUCAUUGUGGAAGAUGGUAUGAACAGUUGAACAUUAACAAGCAUGUGAAAAUAUCAAAAUGGAUUUAACUCAUCCUUCUUGUUAAA
Molecule: messenger RNA, 686 nt
Organism: Nelumbo nucifera (sacred lotus)
Lineage: Eukaryota; Viridiplantae; Streptophyta; Magnoliopsida; Proteales; Nelumbonaceae
Source: RefSeq, a predicted model, not a curated record